Molecule: messenger RNA, 798 nt
Organism: Dracunculus medinensis (Guinea worm)
Lineage: Eukaryota; Metazoa; Nematoda; Chromadorea; Rhabditida; Dracunculidae
Source: the annotation of a GenBank genome assembly
AUGGAGGAAACAAUAUUACGGGGUCUUAUAAGUGGUGCAUUUGCUGGUCUUUCUGUUGAUCUAACUUUAUAUCCUAUCGACACUAUUAAAACUCGUUUACAGAGUUCUCAGGGUUUUAAUGCAUCGGGUGGUUUUCGUAAUAUCUAUCGUGGUAUGAGUUCUGUAGUAAUUGGUUCCGCACCUAGUUCAGCUUUAUUCUUCUCAACAUAUUCUUCAGUAAAACACAUUGUGAAAAGUGAAUCUCCACUCGCGAGUUCAUUUGCUGCUAUUGUUGCUGAAACUGUUGCCUGUAUCGUUCGUGUACCAACAGAGUUGGUGAAGCAACGAGCUCAGGCUGAAAAUGACCGUCCGAUCAUUGCCAUUUGUCGAGAUAUUUAUAAAAAUGAAGGAUUGUGUGGUUUUUAUCGCGGUUAUUCAAGCACAGUUGGCCGAGAGAUACCCUUUUCGUUUAUUGAAUAUCCACUGUGGGAAUUGCUGAAACAACAGAUUUCAUCGUUGUUUGGUAUACCAUACUCACCAUUUAUAUCAGCUACUUGUGGGAGUGCAGCAGGAAGUGUGGCAGCCGCUAUAACCACCCCACUAGACGUCACCAAAACGAGGAUAAUGUUAAAUGAAGAAAAAAAUCCUCCUGGCGUAAUCUUAACACUUCGAAAUAUUGCGCGAGAGGGAGGAGUGAAAUUAUUGUAUUCCGGUGUUCUUCCCAGGACUUUGUGGAUGGGAAUUGGUGGUUUUAUAUAUUUUGGUGCUUAUGAAUUGAUGAUGAAAAUAACGUUUUGGUUAUAUCCUAAAGUGGUUUAA